Messenger RNA from Manis javanica (Malayan pangolin), 2875 nucleotides. It is a transcript of the gene KLHL14, whose product is annotated as kelch like family member 14. Gene Ontology annotation, cellular component: neuron projection; endoplasmic reticulum; neuronal cell body. Gene Ontology annotation, molecular function: protein binding. The record is from RefSeq and is a predicted model, not a curated record. Lineage: Eukaryota; Metazoa; Chordata; Mammalia; Pholidota; Manidae.
CGCUCUAACAAGAAAAUGCUGUUAUUGGUCGGGGGAUUGCCUCCAGGGCCGGACCGGCUCCCCAGCAAUCUGGUUCAGUACUAUGACGAUGAGAAGAAGACGUGGAAAAUACUCACAAUUAUGCCGUACAACAGCGCCCACCACUGCGUUGUGGAGGUGGAGAACUUCUUGUUUGUGCUGGGUGGAGAGGACCAGUGGAACCCCAACGGAAAGCACAGUACAAAUUUUGUUAGCCGAUACGAUCCCCGAUUUAAUAGUUGGAUACAGCUCCCACCAAUGCAAGAAAGAAGAGCCAGUUUCUACGCGUGUCGGCUGGACAAACAUUUAUACGUCAUUGGUGGGAGGAAUGAAGCCGGCUACCUGUCCAGCGUGGAGUGUUAUAACCUGGAGACGAACGAGUGGCGUUACGUGUCCUGCCUGCCUCAGCCACUGGCAGCUCACGCCGGAGCAGUGCACAGUGGGAAGAUAUACAUUUCGGGGGGCGUGCACAAUGGGGAAUAUGUCCCGUGGCUAUACUGCUAUGACCCUGUCAUGGACGUCUGGGCUCGGAAACAAGACAUGAACACGAAACGCGCCAUCCACACUCUGGCUGUAAUGAAUGAUCGCCUGUAUGCAAUUGGAGGAAAUCAUUUGAAAGGCUUCUCCCACCUGGACGUCAUGCUGGUGGAAUGUUACGACCCAAAAGGCGACCAGUGGAACAUACUCCAAACGCCCAUUCUGGAGGGUCGGAGUGGCCCCGGCUGCGCAGUGCUCGACGACAGCAUCUACCUGGUGGGGGGCUACAGUUGGAGUAUGGGGGCCUACAAGUCAUCUACAAUAUGCUAUUGUCCAGAAAAAGGUACCUGGACAGAGCUGGAAGGAGACGUAGCAGAACCACUGGCAGGUCCAGCCUGUGUGACAGUCAUCCUGCCCACCUGUGUGCCUUACAACAAAUAACAUCUGGAGCGGGGAGGGGCAGCCACAUCCUGGGACACGAUGCCAGCAGACAUCUCUCUCCUGCCGGGAGCGACGCAUUCUAAGGGUGCAACUGCCGAAACCCACCCUUGGUUCUGAUGAUUGACAAGUAACCAUGAAAGAAAAAGACCUGUUCUUGAACAGAUACUGUCUGUAACUCGAAUCACGCCAAACUCCCUGUGGUGACAGACUCUUCCAUUUCCAACUGGUUUUGUCCCAGCUUUACAAAAACUCCUCAUGUGGAUCUUAACUUUCAAAGGAGAAUGAUAAAAUACAGAGCAAUGCCCCCAGAGAGACCUAAGAUCAGUAUUGUCCAUUGUAGUCUACCUGCAUGUGAUCUGUGUUGAGUUUUGGGGAUAUUGUGUUCAUGAAUGAUACAAAAUUUGACCCGCCUAAAUAUUUACACUGCAUUACAGAAAUUGCCACUCGAUUCUAUAUCCCUAACCUGUGGCUUCUUCACAGACUCAGUAGGCAGCACAGUUAUAGAAAAUCAUAUAAGAUUAAAGAGGAACAUUUUUAUUUCUGUAUAACUUCAUUUCAUACACCUUCUGCCCCCUACAGCACCUCUUGGGAUCAGAGAAGAGAAAGGUGUUGGCUCUUGUAGCAGAUGCUUUUUGCCAAGUAGAUUCUAGGCUAGCCAGUCAUAAUUUCUGUGUCCUUAAUUUUGUAUGAGAGAUUAAAACAAAAUGCACUCUUCCACUAAUCUUUCCACAGAGGCCCAUGUUUUCUCAUUUUUUGCGGUAUAUAAGUGGUGAGCACUCCUGUUACCACUUAAAAGCUGGCACUGACAGUCAGUCCCACAGUAUUGAUGAGAUUCUGUUGGAUGACAUGCCUACCCAAACAACCCUUAACGAAAACUGGAAGAUUGCUUUCAGCAAGUCAGGGGUGGAGAGAAAGUCACAUGUCAUUUCAGUGCAAUCCCACUGGCUUCUGUCCCCAGCACAGCGUGAAAGAGCUGCAGGGGCAAGUCACCGCUCCUGACAAAUACUUCUCCCCCUUCCUCGCCGUUGGCUCCAGAAAUGCUCUCUGGUCGGCUCUAGAAAAGCUCACGACUUUCCCGACUAGUGCCCCGACUCAUCAUGUGUGUUUGUCAUCACCAGAGAUGCCUGGGCUCAGGUGCCUUCGGGAGCAUGCAGAAUUUAGCAGGUCAGGAGAGCACGCAUCUCCUUGCUGUGGCCAAACAAGCAGGACUGGCAGGAACAUGAACUUGAUCUUCAAGCUCUUCAGAGCUGGAUCAACAACUGGAGUAAAUAAAAACCUAAAAUAUUUUUUUCAUCACCCAGAGAUGUUGUUGAAUCCUGCAAUUAAUGUGUCAUUCAAAACAACACCGUGGGGAAACUACAAAUUCAAAACGCCCUGGUGAUACGCUUUCGCUGUGGGACACGUCCAGAGGGGUGGGUGUGCUGGAGCCCAGGACCGUUUCUACAGUCAAGUGCAAUCUCUGUUGUUUUUGUAUUUAUUUGUAUGUUCAGAUCCAAAGGAUCCGUUGUAAAAAUAUAUAUGUAAAUAUAUAUAUCCAGUGCAAUCAACUUUCAUAUCUUUUUCCUUGAAAGCAUAUGAUAUAUAGAAGGAAAGAAAAGCUACAGGACUUAGUGCAAAAAUUUCAGCUGACAUCACGAUGAGAGCAAGAUCUGCUUCAAAACCUUUUGUCAUCAACUGUCACUAUUUCUUCUGAAAGUCACAGUUUAUACAAGGAUGUUUGCUUUCCUUAGACUUGUUCUUCAUUUAUUUCUUAUUUCUAACCAAAAUAAAUAAGAGCAUUUAUGAGAACUAGUAGUAAAGCUUUCUGUAUUUCAGAAAGACACAAACUACUAGAAAAUGAAAAGUGAAUAAAUGAGUCACAGAGAAUGUAAAUUUUGUACAGUCUUAGGAUGUGUAAAUGACGCUUGCUUGGAAGGGGAAAACUUUAAAUAAAAACUUU